AUGGGGUUUGUUGAGGCACUUGUGAAUGAGAUCAACCCUGAAAUCCCGGGGGUGGACGAGGAAAUAAGGGCAACGAGGGGUGGGGAGGGUGCACAACCAAAAGAAAACAAGUCUGUGGCUGCCCGCAUGACACCAACGGCGGGGAUUGGCUUUGCGCAGAAAACGGGUGGCGACAACGGUGGUGAGUUCGUUGAGGAGGAUUCUGACGGUGGUGAAGAAGUGAGGACGGCACACAAACAGCCCCAAUCUGUUGACUCCGUUGAAACAUCAAAUAUGAAGUUUCCAAAGCCUAUGGAGGCGGUUGGAAAAGUUGCUCCUCCCAAGGCGGGUGGUGAGGCAAGUGUUAAGGAGAUCAACGCUGAAUUACAGGGGACGGAGGACGAAGAGAGAUAUGACAGUUGUAAAGACGACAUGUCCACUGAUAGCCAGAUACAAGAGAACCCACGUGAUCUGUGUGGUGAAACGGAUGCGGACUCUGAAGAUGUGGGCAGUGGUGGUAAACGGCAUCGCAUGAGAUCCAGCAAGAUUUCAGGGGUGUACACCCCUGACCCAAGGGUGAAAAAGUUGUCUAAGAGCGAGGAGAAGGUUGAGUAUAAGCCCAUUGCCAAAACGAAUCGAACACAGUUUAAGAAGUUUGCCGAAAUUUUGAGGGAAAACCCCGAGCAGAUGUGGGAUAUCGCUACCGGUCACUCUGUGUGUGAUCACUUCUUCCUUGAAAUUGCUGAACCGGGGAAAUGGAUGUCUGACGAGCACAUGCAUGUGAUAAUGAACAUUUUGUGGAGGCGUCGCGGGAUUUAUCUACAGAAGGAGAGGAUGGUGAUCUUGGAUCAGUACUUUAUAAAAAUCAUUCAGUCAAACUGGAGUGCCUUUAGCGCAGACAAUGAUAAGCUGCAGUUCGAAUGGGGGAAAAACGUAGCACAGUAUGUGACAGGAAAGAGCAAGGGGCAGAAAAUGAAGUUGGGACUUGGCCGCGAUGUCGACACCGUGUACACCCCGAUGAAUUGGGGUGGAGAUCACUGGGUUGGUCUCUGCAUUAAGCUGACUGAAGGUCAUGUGACGGUAUUUGAUUACUAUGUUCCUCAUACUGAGAUCGAGGUUGCGGAAGGACAUAUGUGUUCGGUUGUACAGUCGUUGCCUUAUAUAUUAGAAAAAUAUGCGGGGCAUAAAUGCUAUAAGGUGAAGGAAGGUCUUCGAAUUUACUCUUGGAGCCGCGCAGAAGGCAUUUAUCACAACAAAAGGGGUGGCGACUGUGGGCCAUGUGCUGCCAAGUUCAUAGAGAUGCAUGCUGCCGGCUUAACGGAGGAAAUGAGUCGGAUUACCGACAAAGAUGUUGACAGAUUUCGAGAGCAGUAUGCAAUGGACUGCUAUGAAGAAUUCGUGGGCGAUGCUAAAGUAAACAAUGAGUAA
Molecule: messenger RNA, 1407 nt
Organism: Brassica napus (rape)
Lineage: Eukaryota; Viridiplantae; Streptophyta; Magnoliopsida; Brassicales; Brassicaceae
Exons: 5
Coding region: 1-1407 (468 amino acids)
Biological process (GO): proteolysis
Molecular function (GO): cysteine-type peptidase activity
Source: RefSeq, a predicted model, not a curated record